GACGCAUCUCUGAAACUGACCAGCCGAGGAGGAUCCCAUCGAGAGAAAAAUCACACUUUGCGCGCUCCGGAGGUGGAACAGUCAAAAUGAUGUGCAAGCGGUGCGACAGUGAGCUGUAUUGAUGGACGUGUUAACAGACACUUGUCUCACAUUGAUGGUGAAGACUUCAGAGCUAGAGAUUCCAAAUGUGGAAAACACAGGGGUAUGUGAGCAGAGUGGUGAUCUGAGUCUGUGCGGACUCGUCAAUGCUGCUCUCCCUCCAUCCUCCUCGCCUCCUCCUGCCGCAGAGACUUUGCAGCGGGCCUGCACAACACGCCAGAGGACCACUCCUACAUCAGCAUCUCUUCGCCUGCCUGUUGGCACAGACCCCUCUCUCUGCCUGACAGUGGCCCCCUGCCCCUCCUCUGAUGAUGCUCCAUCUGUAGUCCCCCACCUCCUCCACGCUUCCACGUCGCUUCCCAACCCAACUGUAAGCACCUGGAGUCCAGCAGGAGACACAAAGAAACCCCCCCCUGCACUGCCUGUCUCCCUCCCGCUGUCAUCUACAAUGAUGGAGCCUAGCCCCGUGUCCGCCCUGACAGAGGAAUGUCUUCUUCAGCCAGCAAGAAACUGCCUCGGCUGUUACAUCGAAACCCGUGACACUUCGGAUGCUUCUGCCAUCCAAAACCCAUCCCAUGACCCCAACCCCAACACAGACCCCGGACUAAGUGUUCGGAUAGGAGAUGUAAGCCGAGAAGACUACUCUGACAUCAACAACAUCAGCAUCCAGUGCCUGAGCCACGCAGGGGAGGCAGCCAGUCAUUAUGGGGAACAGCUCCUCUCUGACCAGCUGCUCAGCUUUCCCCUGGCCAAAACCUCCAGUGAGGGCAAGAGAGCAGAUGGCAACAAAGCAACAGUGGACUGUGAAGACCCAGAAGACGAUGCCACAGCUAAGAACCUGUAUGAGGGACUGUUACUCGACAAAGUCAGUGGAGAAGAGGCUCUGCUGGCGAACGCGGGUCAGGACUGGGGCUACUUUGAGUCUUUCAUCAGUGAGAGUAAGAUGGAGCUGCUAGACCUUUGCUCCAAGAACGAACUGUCAGUCAAUCUUUUCUCUGAGGAGGAUGUUGACAAUCUCUUUGAUGAUGAAGACGAUGAUUCAACGCUAAGCAGUGACGUGUGCUCGCUGAAGAUCCGCUACGAGUCUUUCCAGGACAACAUGAGAGAAAAGACAAAUGUGCUUCAGGAGGAGACGCAGUUUAACUUCUUCCCCAGUGUCCUGAACAACUGUGCCAAGAAAGAGGAGGGAGCAGCAGUAUUGAAGAGGAGCGCUGAGGGUCUGCAACCCAAAGCUGAUGAGCUCAUCAUGGUGACAGCACAGGAGGUGAAACCCGGAGAUUGCGGUGGCUCACUUGAUGACUCUCAAGGCUCCCCAAUGUCCACCUCCAAAGUCAGCUACCUAAUAGACUUCAACUCCACGGAGGAGUCAGGGGAGUUCAGUGAUGACAGCUCCUGUACUGGCUCCUCCUCAGACACGCUGCAGGAGGGCAGGUUCAAAAAGGGUCACUCGAAAAGAUUUCUCAGCCCCUCAAACCCUCUCAAUUACGGCCUGCGCUCCAAGAGGAAGGUUCGAUACAGUGACGAUUACCUGUAUGACGUCGACUCGCUUGAGAGUGAAAAGAAUGCAGAGAAAAAGGAGAAACCGCCCACCGGGCAAAAAGAAGAGGAGGAUGUGGAUUGGUGCCCCAAAAAGCGGCGGAAAUCCUGUCGCAAAGAGCCACCCGUGGUCAUCAAGUACAUCAUCAUCAACAGGUUUAAAGGGGAGAGAUUCAUGUCGGUGAAAUUGGGCAAGUUGGACCGGGUGGAAGAGACUGUGAGCUUAAAUGCAGACACAGUGGGCAAAUAUGAGACACUGGCUCCUCUGAAGGCUUUCUGGCAAGAGAAGCAAAGAGAAAGGCAGGCACAGCUUAAGCUGGCUGAAAGAGAUAAACAACAACGCGGUUUUCAUCUAAACGGACGCCAUCAUCGGCCUUUCAAUUCUAGUCAUCCCAAAAGGAAAUACAAGAUUGCAAACAGGCUUAAGGUUCAGAGGAUUCACACUGUGGAGCAAUCAGCAACAGCACAGGACUCUCCUCUCUCUGAUCAGGGCCAAGGAGGUGUCACUAAAGAGGAGGCCACCCCCACAGUAAGAGGAAUAAUAGCGGCCCCAGGCCUCCCCGUCACAUUAGACACAAACUCCAUCACACACACAGUCACGGCAAAGAGCCGCUCCCAGGAGAGGGAGGAAAGGGAGGGGAGAAGAUUGGGAGGAAAUAAAACAUUCAGGAUAAGGAAAUUCAAAAGCGAAGCCAGGCUGAGGAGCAAGAAAAUGAAAGAGGCAGAAGGAGAGGAGGGGAGGAGCGUGACAAAUGAAGCGGAUGCCUGCGUCUCUGCGGCACAGAUUGAGGACCCUACUGCGGGGUUAGAACAGGGAGGCAUUAGUUCAACUACAGCUAAACCCAAUUUCUCUGACAAUGCCACCACUGCUCAGGCAUCUGAGGAAAAAUUCCCCUUUGUUUCAUCCACCUGCUCUCCUGACAAAGCGCCCUCCUCAGAGGAGGUGGAGACGGGUGUCCCUGUUAUCCCUGGAGGCUACCUGCAGACCCUGUUAGAUGCCACAGACUCCUCCAGCGGAGCAGCUAUCUCCUAUUUCCCGCAGCAGUCUUCUAGGCAGCAGUAUCCUCUGGGGCUCUCCCUGGAGGAGAAACAGUUUUCCUCUCUGCAGCUUGCUCAGAGCUGUGUCCUCUCUCCUCCGUCGGAGUCAGAGCUCCAACAGUCACCGCAGAACUGCCCCAGCUUCCCCCAGAUGUGGCACCCACAACUCUGUGCAAAUCACAGCCAAAGCUUUGGGCCCGAGACCCCCGAGACUCCCAUCUUACCCAACAACUUCCCAGCUGCGGUGCCCCUGAAUGACAACCUGCCAGUAUCUAACUACAGCCAGCUGAGCCCGGAGGCUGACAGGCUGCUUUAUGAGAAGAGCUACCUGACUGAGGCGGGGCUCCAGCCUGGGGCAGAUCUGCAAGUGUGUCAGUCUGCCUGUGUGGAGGGCCAGGUGCAAUACCAGAGAGGGUCCCUGAGCACAGACAAUGGUAGGCUCAUCAGUUAUGACUCAGUGGGUUCUCUGUCAGCCUCCUCCAGCAAUUAUAGUUCUCUCAGUCUCAAGUCUUGUGAGCGGGAGGGCGAGGAAGAGGGCCGGGACGGCUUCUUAACUCACUGCAGUCCGAAACUGGUGAUUCAGCAGAGUGUAGAUGCCCUCACGCCACUCAGGGAGUCCUCUGACUUGCUGGAUAUUUCCAACUUCACUCCUGACAAGUUCAGACACUCGUCACUGUCAGAACUGUCCCCUCCUGAGACCCCCAACCUGUCCCCACAGGUGGUGGGGCGUGAGAUGAAGAUGGCGGGAAAUGUCGGAGAAUACCAGGAUGUGAACGAAAUGACUGUGGAUUGUAACAUGGAGGUGAAGUGGAACUGCGAGACCAUACAGCAACAGGAGCGCACAACAAAUGCCUACAUAGUGGAGGACGGCCAGUUCCCACUGCACAGCUUUAACAGUCAAGAAGUCGGGGGUUUGGAUAAAAAAGAUGAGUUUGAUGGGCAGACUGGUGACAUGUUGGAUGGUGCAAAAAGCAUAAAGUCAAAGAGGAAAAGUAGUUGCAAACAGACAAGUGUGGGACAGAGUCCAAAGAAAGCACGGGCUCCCAGAGCUCCCAAAUCCGAAAAGGUCAAAACCCCGAAGCAGAACUCUCGGUCCACCAAAAAGAUAAAGGCCAUGUUAGAAGGGAAGGCAGCAAAGAACCAGGCAGGUGGCACAGGCCUGACUGACAGUAGCAGUACUGGGGACUGGUCUGGCACUGGCUGGUCAGAGAGUAACAGCCUGGUAGGGGAUGACCAGAGAGAGUUUGAGGAGCCCUCCAACAUUCUGUCCAACAUUGUCUCCGGCAUGGCCGAGGUCCAAAGGUUUAUGAUGGCCUCUAUUGAGCCACUGUGGAAUCCCAUGUCAGAGGCCUGCAUGCCCUCGGAGGCCAACAGCCUCAACCUUAAGACCCUCAAAAUCUUGGCAGGGACGGAGGCCGACCUGAAGAAAAAAGGAGCCGUGCUGACGGGGGCUGGCAGAGGCAGGAAGCCUGGGGGAAAGGGAGUGAAAAACCAGGCCAAAUUCAACCCCUCGCAUCCCUUGUUCCCUCAGCUAGCACUGGGCUGUAACAUGUUUGACAAACCAAACUUUAUUAACCCGGGGCCCGCGCACAAAAAGCUGUACCGUCACAAGACCAGUGCAAAGUUCCCUCGCAUUGAGACGUUGAAGGGGAAGCGAGCUGAGAGAGACCCAAAUAAGGACAUAGCACUGAUGACUUCUUUUGAGAAACUGAGGUAAUAUUUUGUUAUCAGCUGCUAAUGUGACCCCCUUCUCACUCCCCCACCCCACUACCUGCUCAGCCCUCCCUCCCAAGCAUACCUACACUGACGCAAUGCCAGAGCUGCAUGAGUGCUACGUUUCCCCCCCCAACUACUCCCACUUCCUUUUUAACCCCCCUGAAGAGGAAAUUAAUAUCUGCAUGAAAAACUUCUUGUACUUUGCAAACUACCUAUUGAGUGAUUGUGUCAAGCUUGAUUGAGAUUGGAAAUGACCAUGGCUGCAUUUUUUUCUUGCUUUUGUUGUUUCUGCUUUGUUUGUUCUUCUAAUGGUUGUUUUUUUUUUGUUUUUUUUUUUUUUUUGCAAUUAAUUUUGUCAAAUAAGAAAAAAAAAAAAGAGGAUGAGCUUUGAAAAACAGCUCUUGUCGCCUUUUUGAUGAACUUUGUUUUUGUAUUUUCCCAGCAGAACAAGCUCUCCUGUAUUCUAUCAUUCUUUUCCCUCUUUUUUCCCCCCCUAAAGAUGUAGCUAUAUACACAAAUGCAUUGAGUGACAUCUACGCAACCCCCUCCUCUUCCCUCUCCUCAUCUGUUUUUUGUAUGCAGAAUAUGGAUGUCCUGUUGUUGCUGUCCUUCAUACACUGCCUGGCUCAUUUCAAGAGGGAAACCUACAGUUAUUGAGCCCUGUUUAAGUCCAAGACAUCUUAAACACACGAGAUGGGACCAUUUUGUAUUGAUGACAUAUCAGACGUUUUUUUUUUUUCUUUUUUUUUGUUUUCCUCCCUUUCUUAAGGUCGGAAUGACUCCCCCAUUCCCCUUUUAUUGAGCAUUUCUUUUUCCUUAUGGAGUUUAGAUGAACUGACGAUCUAAAUUAACAUUUUUACGCCUUGCAAAUUCAUAAAAGCUCCACCCUCAGAGUAUUUUUGUCAAUGUUGUUGUACAGGGACAUGCAAUAUUUGCAUAAAAAAAAGAUGAUUAUUAUCUUAAAAUCAAUGUGCCAAAAGUAACAAUGCUGUGUAAAUGACCUCUUAUAUAUGUAUGAAUAUUGGCUGUUCCUCUUUUCUAUCCAUUGGGAAAUAUUGGCUGCUCGGGUUGGAGGCUCCUCACAGAGACUUGCAACUACAGGAAUUCUGUUUUUUAUUUUAUUUUAUUUUACUGUUAUGAUUUUUUUUUAGACUUUUUUCCUCUAUUCUCUGAUGAAAGGCACCAACAGCUGGCAGUGGUACGCCACCACUCACUAAACCAAAUCCGUAAGACUGAAUUCUCCUCGUCCCCCACCCACCAACUUGCUUUGUUUGCCAAAUUCCGUUUACCUCAACAUUGCCUGGCACUGAGAAGCAACAAAAGAGAGGCAAAGGGAAGAUGGGCUCUGAAGCCGACUGUAAAGGAAGGGGAUGGAGGAAAGAAAAUAAAAGCAAGACAUUAUCAUCAGCUCCCUUUUUUUGGACCACCUUUAGUGGAGCGAACGUGGCUGAGGGUAAAGCAAGGGAAUCACUUGUCACUUGGGGCUGUGCCUCAUGAGAUGGCUGUUUGUACUGGAAAUUUAAGGGGAGAUUACUAUAAAUCUGAUGCGUGCAUCAGCAGUGAACAGACAAUUUUUUUGCAGUAACUGUGAAUAUAAAAAAAAAGCAGUUUUCAGUACAAAUGGGACCAGUAGUCUUGUAAAUGAAGGAAACGCAUGUCUUUGCAUUUUAUCUUGCCUGAAACAUUUGAACUUUUCUUGACUUGGUUGUGUUAUUCAUUUCGUAACAUUGCCUUACUUUCUGAGUUGCACCUCUGUGGUCUCAUGCUUUUGGGUUUCACAUAAUGUCUGAAUUGAGCUGAUUUGUUUACAUUUUGUAUUUUUUUUAAUGUUGCCCCAGCUUUUAUUCUGAAAGCAGAAAUUAUAUUUAAGGCCACAAACAGAACAGCACACACUGGAGAAAAUGACAUAUUUAUAUAUAUAUGGGUAUUAUUGAAUGCAGUGAAUUCCCUACAUUAUCAGUUACUUUGGGCUCAUUCACUACCUCAGAGCACUGAAAUAAAACAUCUCGAAAUCCACUUUAAAAAAAAGAAAAGAUCAUACAAUCAUAUUCAAUCAGUUAUGAAAUCUUUAGAUUUUAUAAGCUUAAAGGGAUUUCAGGAGGAAUGCAGAGCCAAUCAAGCAGUUACAGAAGAUCAUUUUUUGUGUCCUUAAAAACAAGGCCUACAUUUUCUCUGUUUUGCAAACAAUAAUGGGAUUUUCAGCAGUGGUUACAUGGGACUGCAUGGAGAUUUGCUGGCAAUUUAAUUGAUUAGUUUCAAAACAGACCUUAUCACCCUGGAUAUGGCAAUUCUGACACACACAGGUUUUUAGUAAGUGAUUGCUUGCAUAUUUAAGGCAAGAAUCACAAUCAAUCUUUCUGUGUCGCUUUUUCCACUGUUUUUCUGCCAUGAUCUGUUUUUUAUUUCUUUUUCUUUUUUUUUCUAUAGUGUAUCAGGGUUAGGACCAAGACAAGCUGCUGAUGGGAAGCUUCACAUGGGCUGCAGGCCCAUUUAGUCUGCCUUCUCUCGUUUCUGCCUAUUGUCAAAUUGAAUGUACUUCUCUGAGUUCAUAGUUUAUUAUAAUUUCUAACUUUUUUUUUGUUUAUUUCUAAAAUGUGCCACUGUUAAGCUGCCUCAUGUUAAUGGUGCUAAGAAAGUGAAAGUUUAUUUUAGUUCUUUAUUUCUUUAUUUUGAAGUUCAUUUAUAUAUAUAUAUAUAUAUAUAUAUACAUAUAUAUAUAUAUAUAUAUAUAUAUUUUUUUUUUUUUUCAUUUUUUUUCCCAGAAUAAAAAAAGAAAUGCAAAUUAGAUUAGGUACCUAACCCUCUUUAUGAAUGUAUAUUAUAAUGUUAUGUUUGAUGUAUUCACUUCAUGAUUCUUUGACACUGAUUGGAAUUUUGUUCGCUCUUUUCAUUAAAAGAUUACCGAGCUUUAUAUAUACUGUCUAGAGUUGUUACCUGAAGGAAUCUUAAUGAACUCUUGACACUACAAAAUCUUGUAUAUUUUUUGUGUGCCAAUUUGUAACAUAUUUUGUAAGUGUAUAUUUUUCUUAGAAAGUGCUGUGAAGUAUUUGUGUGUGUGUGAGUAACCUUUUAUGCACCUCUGUGGGCAGUGGAAAGGAUUAUACAGUGACAAGUUUCUGGUUUUAAAAACCAAAAUAUGAAAGUAUUGACAGAAAACUAGAAAUAUUUACAUUUUGUUGGGAGUUUUGUAAUAAGACCAUGAUUUUGUUGUGAGAGUGUUGUGUUACUGUGCAAAAACACAAUUAAGCAAUGAAAAAGAAAAAAAAAACUUGGAAAAAAUAUAAUUUGUGAACAAUUUGCUGUUUUAUAGAUUUUCAUGUAAAUUAUUUGAGUAUUAUUUUGUUUUUAUUUUUGUUUUUUCCUUUUCUUUUCUUUUUUGUUUUUUGUUGUAACUGUUGCAAAGGUUUUAAAUAUUUGUGAUCAAGCCUGUAUGGUGAUAAUGUAAUAUUGGUAACUUGCUGAGUUUUGUAAUAAUGUUUAUGGAGUAAAUAUACAAAUUAAAAUAAGAUUUUGAAUGCUGCUUUCUGAAGA
This is a messenger RNA of Oryzias melastigma (Indian medaka), 7920 nucleotides long. It is a transcript of the gene nexmifb, whose product is annotated as neurite extension and migration factor b. The transcript is spliced from 3 exons. The record is from RefSeq and is a predicted model, not a curated record. Lineage: Eukaryota; Metazoa; Chordata; Actinopteri; Beloniformes; Adrianichthyidae. Gene Ontology annotation, biological process: negative regulation of neuron migration; negative regulation of cell-matrix adhesion; negative regulation of cell adhesion mediated by integrin. The coding region runs from base 122 to 4390 and encodes 1422 amino acids. Gene Ontology annotation, cellular component: nucleus.